Lotus japonicus is the source of this 3432-nucleotide messenger RNA. Its product is annotated as protein WEAK CHLOROPLAST MOVEMENT UNDER BLUE LIGHT 1-like. Lineage: Eukaryota; Viridiplantae; Streptophyta; Magnoliopsida; Fabales; Fabaceae. The coding region runs from base 267 to 3134 and encodes 955 amino acids. The record is from RefSeq and is a predicted model, not a curated record. The transcript has 4 exons.
UAAUCUGUGUGAUGAGGUAGGGUCCACUAAAGAGUACAUCUUUCUCCGUGUUUUUCUGCAUUCUAACAUUAGCUCCAUCUUUUCCCACCUCUCCAUUUCUUUUCUUUUUCCAGCAACCUAAUUUUGAUUUCACCCUCAAUUUUCUGCUUCAUUCAUAGAAGAGCUUUUUUCACUGAUUUGUUCUUCUAGUUCUGGCAACCGAUCGAUUGAACUCUUUGCCUUCAAAAGAGUUUGGACACUGUUAGCAUUUUUAACUGCUCCUUACAAUGGAUGAUGUUGAAGAUAAGCUGCCUCCUGACACAUCUUCAAAAAUUGCUGAAGAGAAGUUUCUUUCAGAAAAUGUUGAGGACAAGAUACCCUCUCAAUCCUCUUCAAAUAUUGCUUUAGAGACACCACUUGCAGAACAUUUUGAAUUCAAGGUUCCCUCUGAGCCCUCUUCGACAAUUGCUGCUGUAGAGACACCACAGGCAGACCAUGUUGAAGACAAGAUACCCUCUGAAUCCACUUCAAAUAUUGCUUUAGAGACACCACUGGUAGAACAUGUUGAAGACAAGCUUCCGUCUGAAUCCUCUUCGACAAUUGCUUUUGUAGAGAUACCACAGGCGGACCAAGUUGAAGACAAGCUACCCUCUGAGUCCUCUUCAAAAAUUUCUGUAGAGACACCACUGGCUGAACAUGGUGAAGACAAGCUAUCCUCUAUGCCCUCUUUCAAAUUUCCUGUAGAGAUGCCACUGGCUGAACCAUCUGAAGAAAAUUCUGAAGUGGUAAACCUGGCAGAUAAUCCAUUUUCCAUUGAAGCUCCAAUAAACCCACUUAGCAAUGGAAAAGUGGAGCCUGACACUCAUUUGCCAGUGAAUGAGUUGUCUGAAUCAGCUGAGUCACCUAACUCAGCUUCAAUUUCGACUACGGUAGAUGUAACAGAAAGUAGCUACCAAGUACCUCUGGUUGAAGAUCCUGUACCAAUUGCUGCAGAAAAUGUCUCUUACAAUCAUGAAAUGAAGGAUGAUGUUACUGAUGUCAGUUCUGCUGAUAAUGAGAUUAGGCUCUCGGCUUCCUCUUCUGAAACAAAAGAUUUGCAAAAAAAUCACAAUGAACUUAAUAUAGAUGAGGGAACAAUUGACGCACCCAAGCUGGUUGACGCAAAUAGAGGCCUUAUUGAUACUGCAGCACCAUUUGAUUCUGUCAAGGAAGUUGUUUCCAAGUUUGGAGGAAUUGUGGAUUGGAAGGCUCACAGAAUCAAGACUGUGGAGAGACGUACUCUUGUAGAACAAGAACUUGAAAAAGCAAACGAAGAGAUCCCAGAGUACAGAAAACAAGCAGAGGCUGCUGAACAGGGAAAAGUUCAAGUACUAAAGGAGCUGGAUAGCGCCAAGAGAUUAAUAGAGGAAUUAAAAGUCAACCUAGAGAGGGCACAAACAGAAGAGCGUCAAGCAAGGCAAGACUCUGAACUUGCAAAGCUCAGAGUGGAAGAGAUGGAGCAGGGUAUUGCAGAUGAAUCGAGUGUUGCAGCCACAGCACAACUUGAAGUUGCUAAAGCUAGAUAUUCAGCAGCAAUUUCAGAUUUAAUAGCUGUGAAAGAGGAACUGGAAGCAUUGCGUAAGGAAUACGCUUGCUUGGUGACUGAUAGAGAUGUAGCUAUUACGAAAGCUGAAGAGGCUGUUGCCGCAUCAAAGGAAGUGGAGAAGUCAGUGGAGGAUUUAACUAUUGAACUAAUUGGUGCAAAAGAGUUAUUGGAGACUGCACAUGCCGCACACUUGGAAGCAGAAGAACAAAGAAUAGGAACAGUCAUGGCGAGAGAUCAAGAUUCUCUCAAUUGGGAGAAGGAACUUAAACAGGAAGAAGAAGAGCUCCAGAGACUCAACCAGAAAGUUUCGUCUGCGAAGGAACUCAAGUCUAAACUGGAAACAGCCUCUGCUCUACUGCUUGAUUUGAAAGCUGAACUAACUGCUUAUAUGGAAUCAAAGUUAAAGCAGGAAGGUGAUGAAGAAGGAGUCUCAAAAGGAGGCCUAGAAGAACCAGAGAAGACGACACACACUGAUAUCCAAGCAGCAGUGGCAUCAGCUAGAAAUGAGCUUGAGGAAGUAAAGCUUAACAUAGAGAAAGCAAAUGCAGAGGUUAGUUUCUUGAAGGUAGCGGCUACAUCAUUAAAAUCAGAACUUGAGCAAGGAAAAUCAACUCUUGCCUCAAUCAGGCAAAGAGAGGGAAUGGCCUCCAUUGCAGUUGCAUCUCUUGAAGCUGAAUUGGACCAGACUAGAUCAGAAAUAGCUUUGGUUCAGAUGAAGGAGAAAGAAGCCAAAGUGGAAAUGACUGAGCUUCCCAAAAAGCUUCAACUAGCAGCUGAAGAAAAUAACCAGGUCAACUUGCUUACUCAAGAAGCUCGUGAAGUGCUGCAGAAAGCAAAGGCAGAAGCAGAGCAAGCCAAGGCUGGAGUAAGUACCUUGGAAAGUAGAUUACAUGCAGCUCAAAAGGAGAUAGAGGCUGCAAAAGCUUCUGAAAAGUUGGCAAUAGAAGCAAUUAAAGCAUUGCAGGAGAGUGAAUCAACUAGAAGCAAAAAUGAAAUUGACCCAUCUACUGGGGUAACACUUUCUUUGGAGGAGUACUAUGAGCUUAGCAAACGGGCUCAUGAGGCAGAAGAGCGAGCCAAUAAGAGGGUUGCAGAUGCUAAUUCCGAAAUUGAGAUAGCUAAAGAGUCUGAAUUGAAAUCUUUUGAGAAGUUGGAUGAAGUGAAUAGAGAGAUAGCUGCUAGAAGGGAAUCUUUGAAGAUAGCCAUGGAAAAGGCUGAGAAGGCAAAGGAAGGUAAAUUAGGUGUAGAACAAGAAUUAAGAAAGUGGAGAGCAGAAAAUGAGCAGCGAAGAAAGGCUGGUGAAUCUGGCCAUGGAGUGCUAAACCAGAAUAAAAGCCCUAGGGGUAGUUUUGAGGGGAUUAAGGAAACAAAUUAUUUUGACCGGGCUCACGGUGCAGCUAGUCCUGCACAUAACAUGUCAAGUCCAGAGGCCUAUGAACAUGAAGGCAAUGAUGAAAAUGGAUCAUCAUCCCCAGAAUUAAAACAUGGAAAGAAGAAGAAAAGAUCAUUGUUCCCUCGGGUUUUGAUGUUCUUUGCUAGAAGAAAAACACAUUCAGCCAAGUCAGGGUAAACCCGAUUUGAUUUUUUUUUAUUGUUAAGCUUCUUCUGGAGAUCUCACAGUGAUGAAAUACUGGAGUCCCCAAAAUUUUCUGAACCUGUACAUGUUGAUGUUGGUGAUUGCUGAUGUAUGGUUUAAAUGGUAUAUGGUCGCCUGCACAAUGCUUUAUGAGGACAUAACAGUAAGUACAUCGUUGGUGGGAAAAGAGAAAUUAAGAUGAUUCCAUAUUGUGUAUAGGCUUCUGAUAUAUUGAAACUCGGCUUAUGUAUAGAUUUGUUUGAGUUUUGAUCAAAUGAAAGAAUUUUUCGAA